GUUCGAAUCAAAGCGAUCCCUCAUUUACAACCUCCUACGAGCGCGCUAGACCAUGUCGACGCGCUCGACACAAACUGUCCUAGAGACGCCGGCGAUGCUAAGGAAGAGAUCAGGCUUUCUGGUCCUUGCCGAAUAUGACAAGGCCGGCGCUCUGAAGACCAAGUAUAUCGAGUCGGCUCCGACUGCCGGAUCAUCUAGGGUCGAUCUUACGCUCCCUCCCAAAAGAAAGAAGCCUUGGCAAGAGCUUCUCGAAAUCUUCUUGCCAGAUGGCUAUCCGCAUAGCGUUACAGACGACUAUGCUGAAUAUCAGAUUUAUGACUCUCUUCAAGCUUUUGCUGGCACUAUUGCCGGCAUGAUUUCCUCGCGUGCUGUUUGGCAAGGGCUGGGUGUUGGAGACUCAUUAGCAUCACCGACUGGGGCUAUGCUCAUCCAAGUCACCAGAGAGUCCAUGGGAAGGCUCGCAACCAUCACAUUUGCUCAUCUGUUUGCGACUUCGAUUGAAGCAGAAUGCAAGGCAUAUCGCAUGGCCUGUGAUCUGCUGACCGACACAGCGAUGGUUCUCGACUGCGCGUCUCCUUAUUUUCCGCAAGAAGCCAGGUUUCUGGUUCUCUGUCUCUCCAGCAUCCUAUACUCCGCAUCUGGCGUCGUUGGGAACGCAUCAAAAAGCAGUCUUAGUGGUCACUUUGCCAAGUGGAAUAAUCUCGGCGAGCUCAAUGCUAAAGACGCCAGCCAGGAGACAGCUAUUUCUCUCAUAGGAAUGCUUACGGGAACGUUUUUGCUGUAUUUCCUGACUGACGAAACAUUAUCAUGGAUCGCGCUCUUUCUCCUCCUUGGCGUUCACCUUCUUCUCAAUUGGAAGGGCGUUCGAGCAGUACACUCACGUCAGCUAAAUCGCCAACGUGCCAACAUUGCUCUGUCGGCAUUAUUUUCGAAAGAAGAAGUCCUCACACCACUGAAAGUUUCCCAAAGAGAACUCAUCUUCGAGAAGCGAAGGGGAGAAGUCUUUCGCUGGAACUCCGGGCCAGUUUUUGGCCACUGCAAGUAUGGAGUGCCCCUCAAGACCCUGCUUGAAGCUUUGGCCUAUGGAAAGAACCACGAGAUGUCCUUCCAGCUUUCAAGUGUUGACCUACAUACAAUCAUGGAUGUAUUCGACCGCGAGGAGUACGUUCUCUGGUGUCAGGUGUCGACCACGGCCAACGACGUAGCCUCCAGAAUCAAGGUUAUUGUUGUCCUGAAAGAAGGCGUGACGCCGAGGUCACAGCUCAAAGCUUGGUUUCAUGCUUUGUUGCUGGCCAGAAGACUGAGCGGACAGGAAGAGGCGAACUUGGCGCGAGCUGAAUUUGAUCAACAAGCAAUGUUAGGCCACGUGGAAGAAAGUUUGCAAAUCGCCAACGAAAAGUAUGAGCUGUACGCAAGGAGGCUGGCUUCUGCAGGCUGGAACAUCGAGGUUCCUGUGUUGGAGACCCGAGCAGGCUCUCGCAUUGUUCGGGAGCCUGACGAGAUGACAUCGCACUGA
Messenger RNA from Colletotrichum scovillei, 1516 nucleotides. RefSeq lists its product as uncharacterized. The transcript is spliced from 6 exons. NCBI's taxonomy places the organism in Eukaryota, Fungi, Ascomycota, Sordariomycetes, Glomerellales, Glomerellaceae. Bases 53 to 1516 code for a protein of 487 amino acids. The record is from RefSeq and is a predicted model, not a curated record.